Molecule: messenger RNA, 1618 nt
Organism: Prosopis cineraria
Lineage: Eukaryota; Viridiplantae; Streptophyta; Magnoliopsida; Fabales; Fabaceae
Product: probable serine/threonine-protein kinase PBL3
Exons: 6
Coding region: 250-1497 (415 amino acids)
Biological process (GO): protein phosphorylation
Molecular function (GO): ATP binding; protein kinase activity
Source: RefSeq, a predicted model, not a curated record
GAAGCCAAAAAGGACUGCUUCUUUCUCUGCUUUUUUCCUUUGUUCCCUGUCCACGAAGGCACCGAUUCUUCUUCGGCUCUUCAAUAAAUUUAAUUUCUUUCCUAUCAGGAACCCACUUUUUUCCGCUUGCUUUCUCUCUGACUUCUACGAAACCAAAAUAAAGUUGGCUACUUUCUCUGGUAUUUCCUCUGUAGCAUCAAUAGAAGAAGCUCAAGCAGCUGGAGAGUGGGAGAAUUCUGGCAGAGAUUAAUGGGUAACUGCCUUGAUUCUUCUGCCAAAGUAGAUACGGCUCAUAGCUCCCGAACUUCUGGAUCUGGAAUUUCAAAAACUAGUCCUUCAUCAGCACCUUCCACCUUAUCACUUCCAUCAUGCAGUGAAAAAAGUAAUGCCUCAAGUCUUCCCACACCAAGGUCCGAGGGCGAAAUCUUGUCUUCUCCAAAUCUAAGGCCCUUUACAUUCAAUGACCUAAAGAAUGCCACCAGAAAUUUUCGUCCUGAUAGUCUUCUUGGCGAAGGGGGAUUUGGCUAUGUUUAUAAGGGAUGGAUUGAUGAAAACACAUUUCAGGCUGCAAGACCUGGAUCAGGGAUGGUUGUUGCUGUGAAAAGGCUAAAACCUGAAGGCAGCUUUCAAGGUCAUAAGGAGUGGUUGACUGAAGUUAACUACCUCGGGCAGCUCCACCAUGUAAAUCUGGUUAAAUUAAUUGGGUACUGCUUGGAGGGAGAGAACCGGCUUUUGGUCUAUGAGUUUAUGCCCAAAGGGAGCUUAGAAAAUCAUCUAUUUAGAAGAGGGCCUCAGCCACUCUCUUGGUCAGUGAGGAUGAAAGUGGCCAUUGGGGCUGCCAGAGGGCUCUCUUUUCUCCAUAAUGCCAAAUCACAAGUCAUAUACCGUGAUUUUAAAGCUUCCAACAUCCUACUGGAUGCGGACUUCAAUGCUAAACUCUCUGAUUUUGGCCUGGCUAAGGCAGGCCCUACUGGCGAUAAAACGCAUGUGUCUACUCAAGUUAUGGGUACUCAUGGAUAUGCAGCUCCUGAAUAUGUUGCUACAGGUCGGUUGACAGCCAAAAGUGAUGUCUAUAGUUUUGGGGUUGUGUUGCUUGAACUUCUAUCUGGACGGCGUGCAGUUGAUAAAUCAAAAGCUGGUGUGGAGCUGAAUCUAGUAGACUGGGCAAAACCAUAUCUGGGUGACAAACGAAAACUUUUUCGGAUCAUGGACACUAAAUUGGAGGGCCAAUACCCUCAAAAAGGAGCCUACACGGCUGCAAAUCUUGCUCUACAAUGCCUGAAUAGUGAAGCAAAGGCAAGGCCUCCGAUGACAGAUGUUUUAGCAACACUUGAACAGAUUGAAGCCCCCAAGAAUGCAGGCCGACACUCCCACUCAGAGCCACUGAGAGCUAAUGUUCCUGUAAGGGGCUCUCCUGCACGAACCAGGUCCCCACUACAUCUGACUCCAACUGCAUCUCCAUUGUCAUCUCACCGGCAAUCUGCUCGUGUACACUGAAAUACAAACAUCUUGUGUAAAUUCCUUAUUCUGUUAUUAUCAGAAUGUGUUUUCUAUAGGAUUUGGUGAGAUUUGUACUUUGAGCAAAUUUUGAGCUAUAUGAUCAUGAGUAUUGGUACAA